Molecule: messenger RNA, 1434 nt
Organism: Rubroshorea leprosula
Lineage: Eukaryota; Viridiplantae; Streptophyta; Magnoliopsida; Malvales; Dipterocarpaceae
Source: the annotation of a GenBank genome assembly
CUGUACUGGGUUUUGUUCUCAAGCUCUAGCUGUAGCUCAUUGCUUUCAGAGAUGAGGGGAGUCUGGAAAAAACAUAAAACGGGUAGAUGGGUUGAGCUCUUUGAAUGUCAAAAAACCAACCCAGUAUAGCAGUUCCCUUCACAUCUAGAAAGCUAGGGUUUCUUGUUUUGCAUAUUGCUACUACAGCCUACAAAUGUUCUCUUCCACCACCAACAUCAGCCCUUUUGCUCACCUUCCUUCUUCCUCUUACCCAUCUCUUCCUACUCUCACAUCUCAGGAUUCUGGUGACGUACUCCUUCACCUCCAUCAUGAUCUGCUCUCCAGAGCAAUAUUGGUACCUGAUAAUCCUCAGAUAACUGAGUAUUUAAUUGGCAUGCCAAUUUUAAAUAAUCCCACAAUGACAAAAAAGGUGGAUGUUAUUCACACCCUGAAUGGAGGUUUUCUUGAUGGAUCUGGUUUUCUUCCCCAGAAGAAGCCUGCGAAGAAAGACCGGCACAGCAAGAUUUGUACGGCUCAAGGGGUGAGAGAUCGGAGGGUGAGACUGUCCAUAGAAAUAGCCCGCGAGUUCUUUGAUCUCCAGGACAUGUUAGGGUUCGACAAAGCAAGCAAAACCCUAGGGUGGCUACUCACCAAGUCAAAAAGUGCCAUUAAGGAGCUGGCAAAGAUGAAAGGUAUCCGUAAUGCUAGUUCUUUCACUUCUGAGUGUGAAGUGGCGUCUGAAGGUGGUGAACUAGGGCGUGCUGUUUCAAGAAGCGAGGCCCUUCUGGGUGUUUUUAACGAGAAGAAGAUGAAAAAGUCGCAGAAAGCUUCAACCAUCCAUCUUCCUGCUAAAGAGUCAAGGGAGAAGGCCAGAGCAAGGGCAAGGGAAAGGGCUAGAGAGAAGAUGUUUACCCCGGGGAUUCAUGACUUGAAAACAUUUCCUGAAACAAGCCCUGAAAUCUUGAACCAGUUCAAGAGCCAUAACAUUCUGCCUCAAGAAGUUGAAGAACUUGGCUCUAACCUGGCACAAAGGGAACUGGACUUUGUUCAGAAAAGGAAGAUGCCAACUGCAAUUUCGGGUUAUCACCAAAAUCCCUACUUUCCUGAUUUUCCUAAUAAUUGGAACAUCAAUGGUGAAGUAGGACAUUCUACCAUUUCUGCUGUAACUAAUUUGUAUCUGUAGCUACAGGACUUCAAGUCAGUGGCAACCCCUGAGGGGCUUGUCCAACAGCCACCUCUCUAUGUCUCUACCCUUCAUGAUGCAGCAUAUAUAUAUAUAGAGAGAGAGAGAAAAAGUAAGCUAUAUGUAUGUGUUAAUUUGUUUUUCCUUUGAAUUUUGUAAAAGAAAAUUAAAAUAUAUAUUUACUUUAUAUUAUAAUGAAUCUGCUUUACCGAUUUGUAUUUCUGAAUUGCUACAUUAUGCAGUUGAAUUUAUAAUGAAAAUAAGUUUUUUAA